ACCGUCUGCUCACCUCUCCCCCGCUUCUUCACCUUCCACUCAUCUUUUCCUCUCCAUCCAUACCUACCUACCUACCUACGCGACCUUCUUCUGACCGCCUUAUCCAUCCGACCUCGCCUUGGAUCUAUACCCAAUCUUCGACAUCCCCACACCUACUCUCUCCGCAUUUUCACCCCACUUGCCUCGAUAUAUCUGCCUUGUCCUACCCUUCACUCCCUCUCCAACACACUACAGACCGCCAUCAUGGUUCGCAUAGAAACCAAAGAGUACCUCUGUGAAGAGGAGAAACGCUUGAAGCAGGACCGCGACCGGAAAGCCUACUGGAAACACUGGGGCUCUUAUCUCGCCGAAAGGCAGUGGGCCACCGUUCGCGAAGACUACUCACACGAUGGUGAUGCAUGGAGUCAUUUUACCCAUGACAUGGCCCGCUCUCGUGCCUUCCGUUGGGGUGAGGACGGCAUUGCUGGUGUAUGCGAUACCCACGGCCGUCAAAACAUUGCCUUUUCCUUCUGGAACGAAAAAGACGAUUUCCUGAAGGAGCGGCUCUUUGGUCUGUCCAACCCUCAAGGAAACCAUGGCGAAUCCAUCAAAGAAUGCCACUUUCACCUCGACAACACUCCUACCCACUCGUACAUGAAGUUUCUUUACAAAUACCCCCAACGCAAAUUUCCUUACGAAGACCUGAUCAAGGAAAACGCCAAACGUAGCAGGCUCGAGAAUGAGUACAACCUUCUGGAUACCGGUAUCUUCGAUGAUGACCGGUACUGGGACAUCUUCAUUGAGACGGCCAAGGAAGCAGACGAUUCAGAGGAACUGCUGUUCCGAGUGACAGCCUACAACCGCGGCCCGGAGCCUGCACCUCUGCACAUUGUACCCCACAUGUGGUUCCGCAACACUUGGGCGUGGGGGCACGAGGGGCCUGAGAAGAAGCCGUCCAUCGACAAGGUGAGCGAAACAACGGCGCACUCAAAGCAUUGGAAGUUGGGGGAGCGUUACCUCCAGCUUUCACCCUCACCUGGCACCGGAGAGAGCGCCGAGGAUAUCCAACCACAGCUCUUGUUCACGGAAAACGAUACAAACUACAAACACCUCUGGGGUGGCGAGAACAAGACCCCAUACGUCAAGGAUGGCAUUCACCGACGCAUCGUGGACGAGGACAAGGACGCUGUCAAUCCCGAGAACAAAGGUACAAAGUGUGCCGCCUGGUAUGCAUUCGACGAGGGCGAGGGUGUGCCGCCUGGUGAGUGUGCUGUGGUCCGAUUCAGACUAUCCCGCCGAUAUGAUGGCUAUCUUGACGAAGAGCUCUUCGACGACACCAUGGAGCAACGCCGCGCUGAGGCUGACGAGUUCUACUACCGUAUCAACCCUCUACCUGUAGCUGAUGAUCUUCGAAAUAUUCAACGCCAGGCCCUCUCGGGCAUGCUUUGGUGCAAACAAUAUUAUCACUUCAUUUGGGACCAAUGGGCCAACGGCGACCCCGGUAUGCCACCCCCUCCAGAGAACCGAAAAGCCAUUCGGAACAAGGAAUGGAAGCACAUGUACCUCGACGACAUUUUGUCAAUGCCCGACUCCUGGGAAUAUCCCUUUUUCGCUGCAUGGGAUAGCGCUUUCCACUGUAUACCGCUCGCAAUGAUUGACCCCGAUUUCGCCAAGAAGCAGCUUGAUCUGUUCACCCGCGAGUGGUACAUGCAUCCAAAUGGCCAACUGCCGGCCUACGAAUGGAAUUUUGGGGAUGUCAACCCCCCAGUACACGCUUGGGCCCUGUUUAGGGUCUUCAAGAUUGAGCGCAAGAUGUAUGGUCGUGAAGAUUUCGAUUUCCUCGAGACUGUCUUCCAAAAGUUGCUGCUCAACUUCACCUGGUGGGUUAACCGGAAGGAUGCCGACGGAAACAACAUUUUUGAGGGUGGCUUCCUGGGCCUCGACAACAUUGGAGUUUUCAAUCGUUCGGAUCCGUUGCCCACGGGCGGCACGCUUGAACAAGCCGACAGCACGGGCUGGAUGGGCUUUUACUGCCUGAACAUGCUCAACAUCUGUCUUGAGCUGGCCAAGCGUCGCCGCAUAUACGAGGACAUGGCGUCCAAGUUCUUUGAACAUUUCAUCGCAAUCAGCGACGCCAUGCAAUUCCGUUCUGGUGGUGAAGAGAAGCCGCUAUGGAACGAGGAAGACGGUUUUUACUACGAUGCCAUUACAUGGGGUGGUCCUUGGAGCCAUCAGAUGCCGGUUCGGUCGCUCGUCGGACUUAUCCCACUGUACAGCACUCUGACGCUGGAACCCGAGGUCAUCGACAAACUCCCCAGCUUCAAAAAGAGACUUAACUGGUUCAUGGAAAAUCGAAAGGAGACAGCUGAACGCAACAUUGCAUCAUUGAAAAAGCGUGGAAAGGAUGACCGUCUUCUUCUUGCGCUCGUCAGCGAGGAUCGCCUGAAAAGGAUUUUGAAGCGUAUGCUGGAUGAGGCUGAAUUUCUAGGAGACCAUGGCAUCCGCUCCCUGUCCAAGUAUCACAAGGACCACCCGUAUUCAAUGGACGUGAACGGGCAGAAAUACGAGGUCGCCUACCUCCCCGGAGACUCGGAUAGCGGGCUCUUUGGAGGCAACAGUAACUGGCGUGGACCCAUUUGGCUGGCCGUCAACUUCCUUCUAGUUGAAUCGAUCCAACGAUUCUUCCUCUUCUAUGGCGACGACUUCAAAGUAGAAUGCCCCACGGGAUCGGGCGACUAUAUGCAUCUUGGCCAUGUUGCUGAAGAGUUGCAACAUCGUCUACAACAUUUGUUUGCGCGCGGUGAUGACGGCAGGAGAGCCAUCAACGACGGGAACGAAACACUGGACUACGAUCCCAACUGGAAGGAUCAUCUAUGGUUUCAUGAGUUCUUUGACGGAGAUACUGGCCGUGGACUGGGAGCAACACAUCAGUGUGGUUGGACUGGCUUGAUCGCGAAGAUGAUUCACGAUACUGGCAUGACUUGUCGUCUGCCACAGACACCUCGCACCCCAACAGCCGCGGCGGCCCAUUACUUUGACGACAUCUGGUCUUCCCAGGGCAAGCCAAAGAAACCUUCCAACCUUCGUCGUUCUUCAACCCGUAGCAUUGGCUUUAGGAGCGAUUGGGGCGAAACAUCGACAAACGGCGAAGACGACCCGGAGCCGAUAAAACGUACCAACUCUAUUGGAUAUCUCGAUGCCGAUGCGCUCCAGCGUAAAGCAGAGAUGGAUAAGCAUGUCGCCAACUAUGUCAGCGAUCAAUUGGCCCGGGUCAAGAGUGGCGAUGCUGGUGAAGUCGACGCAGGCGAGUUUGAAACGACGUUAGACGGUGCAGAUGAUAGUUACUUUUCUCGGUAG
This is a messenger RNA of Periconia digitata, 3336 nucleotides long. The record is from the annotation of a GenBank genome assembly. NCBI's taxonomy places the organism in Eukaryota, Fungi, Ascomycota, Dothideomycetes, Pleosporales, Periconiaceae.